AUGUCUGUGAUAAGUAACGAUAUCGAAAAUGUCAUCGUUGAAGAAGACAUUAAUAAACAAUAUCCAUCGAAUGUUCAUAUUAUGAAACCGCAUAACCAACUACGAGAACUACAAACACUAUUACGCGACCGAACAACUUGUCGAAGUGAUUUCAAAUUCUAUGCCGACCGCUUAAUACGUUUAACUGUUGAAGUAGCAUUGAAUCACCUCUCUUACGUUCCAUGUGAAAUACAAACGCCCACUGGUCAAAGCUUUCAAGGCUUACGUCAUGAAAGAGGAAUCUUAUGCGUAUCGCUAAUGCGAAGUGGAGAAGCAAUGGAGAAGGGCAUUCGCGAAUGUUGUCGAUCUAUUCGCAUCGGAAAGAUUCUAAUCAACGAAGGCCUUGUCAUAUAUGCAAAAUUGCCUCCCGAUGCACAUGAACGACGUAUUCUCGUGACCUAUCCUGUGAUAACAUCAGGUUCAAUCGUUCUGACUGGUUUGAAACUGUUGGUAACUGAAUAUCAAUGUCAACUGUCAAGUAUUAUUGUUCUUUGCCUAUUCUGUACACCUGAUGGAAUUAGAAAAAUUUGUGAGGCAUAUCCUGAAGUCACAAUCGUCGUUUCUGAAAUCAAUGACGUCGCGCCUAAUCAUUUCGGACAAAAAUAUUUCGAACAAGUAUCGACAAAAGUUCAGAAGGAUAAGAGUGCAAAUAACGGUCAUCAGAAUGAGAAACAAACUAAAGGCAAAAGUCUGCGAGGAGGAAGAGAACACAGUAGUAGUUAUUCUAUCGCGAAUGACAUAACUCAUCGACAGUGUAUAUUAUUAACAAAUGAAUGA
Adineta ricciae is the source of this 816-nucleotide messenger RNA. Lineage: Eukaryota; Metazoa; Rotifera; Eurotatoria; Adinetida; Adinetidae. The record is from the annotation of a GenBank genome assembly.